GCUCCCCACAAGGCGGGUAGGAGGGGCCGGGGCGAAAGUUGGGGGCACGGGAGCCGGCGGCCGGGGCCAUGGAGCCAGGACCGGCGGUGUCCCCCGGGCCUUACCGCUCCUUCAAGGAGGAGCUGCUCUGUGCCGUCUGCUACGACCCCUUCCGCGACGCCGUGACUCUGCGCUGUGGCCACAACUUCUGCCGCAGCUGCGUGACCCGCUGCUGGGAGGUGCAGGUGGCGCCCACCUGCCCGGUGUGCAAGGACCGCGCAGCCCCCGCCGACCUGCGCACCAACCACACCCUCAACAACCUGGUGGAGAAGCUGCUGCGCGAGGAGGCCGAGGGCGCGCGCUGGACCGGCCACCGCUCCCCGCGCCUCUGCCGCCUGCACCGCGGCCCGUUCAACCUCUUCUGCCUCGACGACAAGGAGCUGCUGUGCUGCUCGUGCCAGGCCGACCCCCGGCACCAGGGCCACCGCGUCCAGCCAGUGAAGGACACUGCUCACGACUUUCGGGCCAAGUGCAGGAACAUGGAGCACACGCUUAGGGAGAAAGCCAAGGCCUUCUGGGCCAUGCGGCGCUCCUGCGAGGCCAUCGCCAAACACAAUCAGGUGGAGGCUGCCUGGCUGGAAGGGCGAAUCCGGCAGGAGUUUGAUAAGCUUCGAGAGUUCUUGAGAUUGGAGGAGCAGGCCAUCCUGGAUGCUGUGGCCGAGGAGGCGAGGCAGAAGCAGCUUCUGGCCGAGGAGAAGAUGAAGCGGCUCACGGAAGACACAGAGGCUCUGGCCCAUGAGAUUGAGCGGCUGCAGAUGGAGAUGAAGGAAGAUGAUGUUUCUUUUCUCAUGAAACACAAGAGCCGAAAACGCCGCCUCUUUUGCACCAUGGAGCCAGAUCCCGUCCAGCCGGGCAUGCUCAUCGAUGUCUGCAAGUACCUGGACUCCCUACAGUACCGCGUCUGGAGGAAGAUGGUCAUGUCUGUUGAGUCUGUGCCCUUCAGCUUUGAUCCCAACACCGCUGCUGGCUGGCUCUCUGUGUCCGAUGACCUCACCAGCGUCACCAACCACGGCUACCGAGUCCAGGUGGAGAACCCGGAGCGCUUCUCCUCGGCGCCUUGCCUGCUGGGCUCCCGCACCUUCUCCCAAGGCUCCCACGCCUGGGAGGUGGACCUGGCUGGGCUGCCAAGCUGGCGGGUGGGUGUGGUGCGGACCCGCCAGGACGCGGGCGCUGAGGGCCACUCGCACAGCUGCUACCAUGACACCCGCUCGGGCUUCUGGUACGUGUGCCGCACGCAGGGGGUGGAGGGGGACCACUGUGUGACCUCGGACCCCGCCACAUCGCCGCUGGUCCCGACCAUUCCGCGCCGCCUGCGCGUGGAGCUGGAGUGUGAGGAGGGCGAGCUGUCCUUCUACGACGCGGAGCGCCACUGCCACCUCUACACCUUCCACGCCCGCUUCGGGGAGGUGCGGCCCUACUUCUACCUGGGGGGCGCGCGGGGGGGUGGGCCCCCUGAGCCUCUGCGCAUCUGCCCCCUGCACAUCACUGUCAAGGAGGAGCUGGACGGCUGAGGCUGGCCCCAAGUUGCUGGACACUGCCCAGUCUUGUGCCAUGGUGCCCUUUUCUUUCUGUCCCUCUUCCUAAAGCCACACUCGCCUUGGUACCUCUCUACUGCCUGCCUUCCUGCCGAGUCAUCCUGCUGACCUGUCUCGUCCUCUUCCAUGGCUCCAGGCCCCAAGCCUCCUUUACUUUUGGUCCCUUCUCUACCCACAGUUGAAAGUCAUCCAGGAGACAGCUUGCUGGCCAGGCUCUCCCCAGAGUUGUGGCACCUUUAGGAUGUGAAUUUUCUGAAUCUUAACUCCAGGAUUUCUGAGGAUAAUGUUUGCUUCUAGAAUGGGCCUGUUUUAAAAUGUAGGUUUUAUUGUUAUCCAGGUGGGGUGAGGCCAGCAGACCAGGAGACAGCUGCCAUUGAAAAAGUAGUUUGCUAGAAUUACCAAGAGGAGGGGCCGUGCCAUGGGGGAGCCACAUGGGGAAGUACCAGGCUUGGUCAGGAGGCAGAGGGAGUGAGGGGAAGGCAGGGGCCGGAGACUUUAUUGUGGUUUUCGUGGGAAGGAACAGGCAAGGCAGGAUGCAGGGUAGACAGCUUUCGGAUCAGCAAGUUUGAAUAAUUUUGGUGGGCUCUGGGGCAUAGGGGCUGCCCCUAGUUGUCUGGUACCCGGCCCUGGGGGGAUUGGGACGGGGCUAUUGGCCUGGAGUGUAGAAGCCCUGGGAGAGAUGAAGGAGGUGGUUGGGGGAUAGCUCUGGGUUUGCAUCUGAAAGCUGGGCUCACAGGGGAGUUGUUUGCUCUCUCCAGGAAUUAGCUAGCCCGGGAGGGGCAGUUUCCUCUCCAUCAGUGAGGCCCCAGAUGCCAGAGCAUCAGAACUACAGAAAAUAGGAAAAUAUAGUUAAUACCGGGCUGCUGCCCUGGCUUCGGGGCAGGACCCAGGGCUUGGCUUGUCUCUCACUUUACACCACUAUUUUAAAGCUGCUCCACAGAGCCUCUGGGGGCCCACACGGCAGAGGCAGGCUGUCCUUCCCAUCAGCUCUAAUUUAUCUAUUUACUCUUCUUGAAUGAUUUCACUUAAAAGACACAAUUUUAAAAACCAUAGUUUAGACCCAUUCCCUCUCUUGAGUCUCAGUUUCCUCAUCCGUAAAUGAGAUAGUAGGGCUGGAAAAUGAUGUCCUUCUGUAAUUGCUGUGGCGGAAAUUCCUCUGAUUCAUUCUUAUAAAGGUAUGAGAAGGGAAGGAAAGAGGGACCCUUUUUCAGUUAGGAAGGAAGGAAAGGGAUGCAGUCUGGGGUUUUGGGGGUGGCGCCCUCAGGGAGACACUGGCGCUCACGGCCUUUCCUGCCCUCUAGUCUUUGCCGACCUCAGGCUGCUCAUUCUUGCUCUGCUGCCUUUUGUGUUUUCAUCCUGAUUUCUCCCUCCACCAUGCCCACAGGCUUGGAUCUGCACCUUUUCUUCUCCACACAUGCCUACAGUAGUUUUUAAUUGUCAGCUCGCCGUGUCCAGGGAACAGCAUGUUGAAAGGAAGUAUUUUCCUGUAGGAGUGGUAUUCUAAUCCGGGGCACAGUCCUGAGCAAAGGCUCACAUCCUUUCUCCUGCCUAUGCCCCCAGUUUACAGAAAUAGACAUUUUAAACAGAAAUGAUGAUUCAAAACUAUAAAUUGGUUAUAAAUGUGAUAUGUACAUUGGUAGGGGCCACGGGGAGGCGCUCAGACUCAAAAACACUUUAAGGCACGUUGGAGCCAAACACAUCUGAGGCCAGUGUGCACUUUCUAGGAUAAAGUGUUUAUCUAGCCAUCAAUUAUAAUUUCUAUGUAGUAAUCUUGACCUGAAAUUAUUUUGUUAGUUAUAAUAAACUUUUAAAAAUGUUUUUUAUUUCCA
This is a messenger RNA of Diceros bicornis minor, 3403 nucleotides long. RefSeq names its product tripartite motif containing 35 (gene TRIM35). The record is from RefSeq and is a predicted model, not a curated record. Bases 69 to 1550 code for a protein of 493 amino acids. The transcript is spliced from 6 exons. Lineage: Eukaryota; Metazoa; Chordata; Mammalia; Perissodactyla; Rhinocerotidae. Gene Ontology annotation, biological process: positive regulation of apoptotic process; innate immune response. Gene Ontology annotation, molecular function: protein binding; zinc ion binding.